CCGGCGGAGAGAGAAAGGAGGAUGAGGAGCGGAGUGGCGAAUGCAGACAGAAAGCCGCUGUAGGACGUUCGUGGGCUUUAAUGGAGGACGUUUAGUCGAGGAUGUGCGCUGCGGUGAUCCGAAAUGCUCGCUCUGUUUCCCGCAGAGGAGGGGUAUGACAAGGCUCCUGAGCAGGACGGGGGAUGAGAUUUUGGAGACCCUCUUCGUCCUGUGAUCUCGGCUUGUGGGCUGCACGGGACACUGGGCGCACAGCUCAAACCAAAACUGUGGCUUAAAAUUUUUGUUGUUUCCCCAGUUGUUUUACUGGAGGCUGAGGGUCUCCGAGGGACGGUUGGUCCUCACCAUGAGGGCUGUUACAGCAAACUUAUUCGCUCUCCUUUUCCUGUGCGCCCUCGCGAGUGUUUUCUACGUCUGGAGCGCGUUAGAGGACCGUUUGGAGCGACACAAACGGAGGUUCUCAGGGUCCUUACACCAAGGUCUCCCAGCAGACCUCUCCACUAAAACUUUCCGGGCUUUGCUCGCCGUCCCGGCGGCACAAAGACCGCGCUUGGGGGGCAGACUUGAGGCGCACAACCUCACUGAUCAAACCGUCUCUGCAGGAAGUCGAGAUUACCAUGUGAAUGGGGAUAACAAGAGGUCAGCGCGGCGGGAGGGCCCGGUCAAGUUGGGCGCCCCGGUGGAGGAUGGGAUAUUUUGGAGUGAAUGGUUAGAGCAUCUGCUCCCCGAGGGCUUCACGGAGGAAUAUGCUCAGGCGUGGAGAGAGGGGGCUAGGACACACCGAGUGGUGAAGCUGGAGCCCGGAUGCGGCAGGAUAUCCAACCAGCUCGCUACUUUUGCAGAUGGGACCAAAGCGUGUGUGCGUUACGGGAUCAACGCGGAUCAGGUGCAGGGGGAAACUUUGACUUAUUACCUCGCCAGUUUGCUCGGCAUCACAAACCUGCCUCCUCUCAUACUGUCCCAGCUGAGCGGGGAUAGUGAACAAUGGGAGGCUGUGAGGGCCAGGAUAGCCGGCUUACAGUGGAGUGAUGGAGCCGUGGUUUCUCUGACUAAAUGGGUCUCAAACCUGACGGGGGUGGUCACACCUGCGCCGCUCAGACAGGAUAGCAGCGGGCUGCAUCCUGUGUUGCACGAGCUCCAGAACAAGACGACGUCGGAGCUGCUGGAGCUGAUGCAGUGGACCGACCUGAUCGUGUUCGACUACCUGACCGCGAACUUCGACAGGCUGGUCAGUAAUCUGUUCAGCCUGCAGUGGGACUCGCGCGUCAUGGAGAGGGACACGAACAACCUGCUCAAAACGCCGCGCGGUGACCUUGUCUUUAUAGACAACGAGGCCGGGCUCGUGCACGGGUUCCGGGUGUUGAACAUGUGGGAGAAAUAUCACAGCACGGUGCUGAGCUCCGUGUGUGUGUUCAGGAGAAGGACAACGCAGCGCGUGGCGGAGCUGCACAAGCGCAGAGACUCCAGGAGAAGGCUGCUGGAGCUGUACAGAGACAGCGAGCCUUUGUCUCUGGAAUUAGGAUUUCUCUCAGACGAGCACGCGGCUGUUCUCCAGGACAGGAUAGACAGAUUAUACAAACACAUUUUGCAUUGCAAAGGGAAGUACAGCCAGCUGUGAGCGUUCAGUACGCACAUGUGAUGGAUUUGUCGUCUGCACGGUAUAAUGAGCUCUGGCACACCUGUGCUAAAUUGACGCGCAUUACACUCAACUGUCUUGAAUAUCCAGCUGAACUACCUCUUGUGGAUAGAAUGAGUUGCCUACUUUAUAAAUACGUCAAUUUGACACAUGUUUAUAAGCUCCCUGAGUUUUCCACUGUACUCUCACAGAGAGGCAUGGUUGAAAAUGUCUUAUUUCACCCCACUGAAGGUUAAUUUUAGGCUAUGUAUGGGACUAGAGCUUCAUAAUGCAGCCCCUCAUGUGUGUUUGGCUUAUUGCCUUGCAUUCAGUUCUCCUCAUGAUGAAUUCCUAAGCCUUAACAUGAUUUGACUCUUGAAAACUGUUUUCUGUUAACAGCUGACUCGCUUUUUAAAGAAAUCUUUUGCACACAUGUCAUAGCUGCACCUGCACUCAUGUUUUUGAAUUGCAUAUUAAGCCUUAAAGUCACAGGUGUAUCAUGCACAUUGUACUGUACAUGUUGUAAGUAUGUUGUAAAUACUUUCCAUUUUUUAUUUGUGCUCCACUUAUUUAAUGUGCAUUGUAACAUUCCAGAAAUCUCUUGUCCUUUUUGAUAA
Molecule: messenger RNA, 2229 nt
Organism: Cheilinus undulatus (humphead wrasse)
Lineage: Eukaryota; Metazoa; Chordata; Actinopteri; Labriformes; Labridae
Gene: fjx1
Product: four-jointed box kinase 1
Exons: 1
Coding region: 344-1615 (423 amino acids)
Biological process (GO): cell-cell signaling
Source: RefSeq, a predicted model, not a curated record